UCCGGGAAGAGAUGCAGCUCGCGCUGCCCUCUGCACCAGCCACAGCAUGGAUUGUCACUUCCCCAGCCUCCUCUUCCUCCUCCUGGGAUCUACGCUCGGCUGCUUGGCAGAUCUGAGUCUUUACCCAACCAACGAAGUUAAUCUGCUAGAUUCAAAAGCAAUUCAAGGAGAGCUGGGCUGGAUCUCCUAUCCACCACAUGGGUGGGAAGAAAUAAGUGGUGUUGAUGAGAACUAUACUCCAAUCAGAACUUACCAGGUCUGCAACGUCAUGGACCACAGUCAAAAUAAUUGGUUAAGGACAAAUUGGAUACCACGCAAUUCAGCUCAGAAAAUCUAUGUGGAACUCAAAUUUACUCUGAGGGAUUGUAACAGUAUCCCGUUGGUUCUGGGCACUUGUAAGGAAACUUUUAAUUUGUAUUAUAUGGAAUCUGAUGAUGACCAUUCUGUCAAGUUCAGAGAACACCAGUUUACAAAGAUUGAUACCAUUGCUGCUGAUGAGAGCUUCACUCAGAUGGAUCUUGGUGAUCGUAUUCUUAAGCUCAAUACAGAAGUUCGUGAAGUGGGACCUGUGAGCAGGAAAGGAUUUUAUUUGGCUUUUCAAGAUGUGGGUGCAUGUGUGGCCUUAGUAUCUGUGCGAGUGUACUUCAAAAAAUGCCCUUUUACUAUAAAGAACCUGGCCAUGUUUCCAGAUACAGUACCUAUGGAUUCCCAGUCACUGGUGGAAGUGCGAGGCUCUUGUGUUAAUCAUUCCAAAGAGGAAGAACCACCCAAGAUGUACUGCAGCACUGAAGGAGAAUGGCUAGUACCCAUAGGGAAGUGCUUAUGUAAUGCCGGCUAUGAAGAAAGAGGCUACGCCUGCCAAGCUUGCCGACCAGGUUUUUAUAAAGCCUUUGCUGGUAAUAUUAAAUGUGCCAAAUGUCCACCUCAUAGUUCAACAAAUGUGGAAGGUUCUACAAAUUGCAAGUGUGAGAAGAACUACUUUCGAUCUGAAGGAGAUGUUCCAUCAAUGGCUUGCACAAGACCCCCUUCUGCUCCCAGAAAUGUUAUUUCUAAUAUCAAUGAAACCUCAGUUAUCCUAGAUUGGAGCUGGCCUUUGGACACAGGGGGCAGAAAGGAUGUCACUUUCAACAUUGUAUGCAAGAAAUGUGGAGGAACCAGCAAGAUCUGUGAACCAUGUAGCAAUAUAGUAAGAUUUCUUCCUCGUCAGAUGGGACUCUCCAAUACGACUGUGACUGUAGUGGAUCUCUUGGCUCAUACAAAUUACACUUUUGAGAUAGAUGCUGUUAAUGGAGUAUCUGGUUUAAGUACCAUCCCAAGACAAUUUGCUGCAGUAAGCAUUACAACCAAUCAAGCAGCUCCAUCACCUAUUACAACAAUCAGAAAGGACCGGACCUCUAGAAACAGUGUCUCUCUGUCUUGGCAAGAACCUGAACACCCAAAUGGGAUCAUCUUGGAUUAUGAAGUCAAGUACUAUGAAAAGCAGGAACAAGAGACAAGCUACACCAUUCUGAGAGCAAAAACUAUGAAUGUUACUAUUAAUGGCCUUAAGCCAGACACCACUUAUGUUUUCCAAAUCAGAGCCCGAACUGCUGCAGGAUAUGGCACCAACAGCCGCAAAUUUGAGUUUGAAACCAGUCCAGACUCUUUCUCCAUCUCCAGUGAGAAUAGCCAGGUUGUAAUGAUUGCUGUUUCAGCUGCCGUAGCAAUUAUUCUGCUCACAAUUGUGGUUUACAUUUUGAUUGGAAGAUUCUGCGGACAUAAUAAAUCAAAACAUGGCUCUGAUGAGAAGAGGCUGUAUUUUGGUAAUGGCCAUUUGAAGCUUCCUGGACUCAGGACAUAUGUGGAUCCACAUACGUAUGAAGAUCCCAAUCUGGCUGUUCAUGAAUUUGCCAGAGAACUGGAGGCUUCCAGCAUAGCCAUUGAUAAAGUCGUUGGGGCAGGUGAGUUUGGAGAAGUAUGUAGUGGUCGCCUAAAACUUCCUUCCAAAAAGGAAAUAUCAGUUGCCAUUAAAACCCUGAAGGUUGGUUACACAGAGAAACAGAGAAGAGAUUUCCUUGGAGAAGCAAGCAUCAUGGGACAAUUUGAUCAUCCCAAUAUAAUCCGGUUAGAAGGUGUGGUCACCAAAAGUAAACCAGUCAUGAUUAUUACUGAAUAUAUGGAAAAUGGUUCUUUAGAUAGUUUUCUCAGGAAACAUGAUGCUCAAUUCACAGUCAUUCAGCUGGUGGGAAUGCUUCGAGGAAUUGCAUCUGGCAUGAAGUAUCUGUCAGAUAUGGGUUAUGUCCAUCGUGACCUUGCUGCCCGCAACAUACUCAUCAACAGUAACUUAGUAUGCAAAGUGUCUGAUUUUGGCCUUUCCCGCAUAUUGGAAGAUGAUCCAGAAGCUGCCUAUACAACAAGGGGAGGCAAGAUUCCAAUUCGUUGGACAUCUCCAGAAGCUAUUGCUUAUCGCAAAUUUACAUCAGCCAGUGACGCAUGGAGCUAUGGUAUUGUUCUUUGGGAAGUAAUGUCCUAUGGAGAGAGGCCCUAUUGGGAGAUGUCUAAUCAAGAUGUAAUUAAAGCAGUGGAGGAAGGAUACCGUUUGCCACCACCCAUGGACUGCCCAGCUGCCUUGUAUCAGAUGAUGCUGGACUGUUGGCAAAAAGACAGAAACAACAGACCAAAGUUUGAGCAGAUUGUCAGCAUCUUGGACAAGCUGAUCCGUAAUCCCAGCAGUUUAAAAAUCAUUACCAAUGCAGCUGCAAGGCCAUCAAACCUCCUACUGGACCAAAGUAGCAUUGAAAUCUCACCCUUCCGCUCAACAGGUGAUUGGCUCAAUGGUAUUCGAAUAGGGCAAUGCAAAGACAUAUUCACAGGAGUGGAAUACAGUUCAUGUGAUACAAUAGCCAAUAUUUCUUCAGAUGACAUGAAGAAAAUUGGAGUGACAAUUGUUGGACCACAGAAAAAACUUAUUAGCAGUAUUAAAUCUCUGGAAAUGCAUACAAAGAAUGGCCCUGUUCCUGUUUAAAUUACCAAAUGCUAGCAUUCAGGACUCAUCUGGAGAAACUGAGAAAAAUUACUAAAAGAUCCUGGUAAUGUGUGGAAAAUUGUGAGACUUAAAAGGCACUGUUGCAACAAAAUGGGGCAAUUUGCAACAAACGUGAAAUUUCAAGCCCAUUAAAAGACUCAUAAAGAGUUCAAUUGCCUUAAAAUAGGAAUGAAAAACUUAUUUUAUAUCUCUUAUUCUUGAAGGAGGGGUUCUUCCCUAAGUAAUAAUGGACUGCUCAAACAUAAAAUGCAUUUGGAAGAAAAAAGAAAGUUUAAAAAAUCCAUGUAACCUUAAGCCAUUCAAAUGUUAAUAGACUGAAUAUCGUAAAAGGCAAAAGAAACAGUGGAUGUAAUACUGUGACUGGAAUGACUGUCAACAGCAUUAAACAGGUUUUUUUUAAAAUAUAAGGAAAGGAUAGGCACGUAGCAUUUUAUUUCUUUAAAUCUUGUAAGCAUAUUCGAGGAUAAUACCUCAGACUUGUCUAGCCAUAUCUGCAAUGAUAUCCUUGCAAUAUUAUGUUUUUGACUGUGGAUGGUAAAUCUGAAUGACAAUUGGGUGAAAAUGAAGGCAAUACUUCACAGAUACUUGUCCUGGGUGUGUUCUUUAAAAACAAAACUUUUUAUAUAUAUAAAUGCAUAUUUAUUUCCUUUAAAAAUGUUCCUCUUGUUUAUAUUUAUAUAGGUUUUGACUGGGAUUAAUGACUGCCAAAUGCCAAAUUUCUUUAAACUUUGGCUGUCAACAAUAUUUAAGGGGGAGAAAAAAAAAUCAAUAAAACCCAUGUGAUUUUAUUCCUAAUAAAAAUAUCACUACAAAGGAGCUGAUGUGCAUACAAGAAUGCUCAUAGACAUACAAUACUUCCUAUACAAAUAUGGAGAAUUUCAUGCACAACAUUUUUAACACAGAACAAUCCAUGUAACAAUCUUAUUUCACAUGGGGAAUAUUCUUGGGGAACUAUUUAAUUGCAUGUACUUAAACGUUACAGUAUUCAGAUAGUUUUGGAGUGUAUCAAAUGUUUAACUAUUUAAUGGGUUACUUGAUAGUUGAAUUCUUUGGUUAUGUUGCCCUAGGAUUAAAAUAAAGAUACUCUUAGGUGCUCCCAGAUGAGGAUUUUCUUGUGUACAAAGGGUCCAAACAACAUUGUCUUC
Messenger RNA from Thamnophis sirtalis, 4170 nucleotides. It is a transcript of the gene EPHA3, whose product is annotated as EPH receptor A3. The record is from RefSeq and is a predicted model, not a curated record. Gene Ontology annotation, cellular component: dendrite; plasma membrane. NCBI's taxonomy places the organism in Eukaryota, Metazoa, Chordata, Lepidosauria, Squamata, Natricidae. Gene Ontology annotation, molecular function: protein binding; ATP binding; transmembrane-ephrin receptor activity. Gene Ontology annotation, biological process: axon guidance; protein phosphorylation; ephrin receptor signaling pathway.